AUGCCGCCUUUCGCCUGCCCUGAAUCUUCCACCAUUCAGCUUCACUGGGGGAACCCAGGUUCGAAUAUUAUCAACUUCCUCCGCACUAAGCAUAACUUGCAUCCUGGCCUUUGUGGUCUCCUCCAUUUCAUGAGCAGGAAGGUGUGUGUCCUUCUUGUUACCGCAUCUUGGAUCUGGGGCCUUCUAGACUCAGCCAUUCACACUGUACUGGCCACUCAUUUGGACUUCUAUGGGGCCAAUUAGAUUCACCACAUCUUCUGCGAUGUCCCACCACUUCUGAAAAUUGCCUGCAGCGACACGUAUGUCAACGAGAUGGUCCUUCACACAGCUAAUGUUUUUGUGGGGAUGACCCCUUCUUUAAUUGUUGUCGUCUCAUACAUCUUCAUCCCGUCUGCCAUCUUCCAAAUUCGUUCUAACACCAGCAGGCACAAGGCCUUCUCCACCUGUGCCUCCCACUUGAUCGUGGUCAUCAUCUACUUUGGGAUGGCAAACUUGAACUACAACCGCCCCAAAGCUGGCUACUCCUUGGAGAUCGACACCUUGAUCUCCACACUUUAUUGUAUCAUCACUCCUACGUUGAACCCCCUCAUCUACAGCCUCCGUAACAAGGAUGUGAAGGGAGCCCUGUGGAAGGUUCUGGGCAAAUAG
Molecule: messenger RNA, 648 nt
Organism: Elgaria multicarinata webbii
Lineage: Eukaryota; Metazoa; Chordata; Lepidosauria; Squamata; Anguidae
Product: olfactory receptor-like protein COR9
Biological process (GO): G protein-coupled receptor signaling pathway
Cellular component (GO): membrane
Molecular function (GO): olfactory receptor activity; odorant binding
Source: RefSeq, a predicted model, not a curated record